Vidua macroura (Pin-tailed whydah) is the source of this 670-nucleotide messenger RNA. It is a transcript of the gene ADM, whose product is annotated as adrenomedullin. Gene Ontology annotation, molecular function: hormone activity; adrenomedullin receptor binding. Gene Ontology annotation, cellular component: extracellular region. The coding region runs from base 127 to 669 and encodes 180 amino acids. The record is from RefSeq and is a predicted model, not a curated record. Gene Ontology annotation, biological process: positive regulation of heart rate; regulation of systemic arterial blood pressure; adenylate cyclase-activating G protein-coupled receptor signaling pathway. NCBI's taxonomy places the organism in Eukaryota, Metazoa, Chordata, Aves, Passeriformes, Viduidae. The transcript is spliced from 4 exons.
ACACACACACACACACACACAAAGGAGGAGUUCUCGCUCCUCAGGAAACCCUGCAAGCUCGGAUCGCUACUACAAAAGCAUUUGUCUCAGUGGAUUAUCCUCAUUGUCAGCAGGAGCCCAGCCAGAAUGAAACUAGUUCACGUAGCCCUGCUCUAUCUCGGCUCUGUGACUUUCUUCGGGGUGGAUGCUGCAAGGGUGGACGUAGCGACAGAGUUCAAAAGAAAAUGGACGAAAUGGGCACUAAGCCGAGCCAAGCGGGACGUGAAGCCUGCGGGCUUGCUCCGAGGGCUGGGGGCAGCCGCCGACGUGCUGCCUCUCAUACGCACCCAGGACGUGAAGGAGGAUUCCCGAGUCUCGCCUCCCAGCAACCGGGAGGAUGCUCACAUCCGCGUCAAGCGCUACCGCCAGAGCAUUAACAGAUUCCCCCACUUCCAAACAAAGGCGUGCCGCUUCGGGACGUGCACGGUGCAUUGGCUGGUCGACGAGCUCCACAGGGCGGCCGUCAACGAUAGGAACGAUGCCGCCCCCCCCAACAAGAUCAGCCCCCAGGGCUACGGCCGCCGGCGACGCUCCCUGCCCGAGCGCCGCAGCCCAGCGCGCUCCCCCAGCUCCGGGCGGCGCCCACGGACGCGCCGGGCGCAGCCCCUCGCCGCCGUCCUCGGAGUCUGAA